AUGAUGAAAGAGAUAUUCCCAAGUCGGGGACCAGAGACCUUCGAGAGGAACUCGAACCUCUGCCACCUGAUCGGUACCAGUAACAACGACAACCUGUGCCACUUCACGGGCGUGGAGCCCAAACUCCCGUCCUUCAGCUACCCUCAGUAUGACGUGGGGGUGAUCUGUCUUCCCAGUAGAUUCCUACUGCUGAGAAAACUUCCCGCAGAACUGCGGAGAUUUAGCGAAAAGUUCGAGGAACGUCACAAAACGAUAUUCUGCUGUCAGCCCAUACCUGCGCCAGCCUACCGCCCGGUGUCGCCGAUCCCGCCAGCGGUAUUCUGGACUCAAGUGGAUCUCUAUGUCCUGACUCCCUACUGUAGACCUGGAGGAAAAGCCAUUCCGUCCUUCGUCAUGCCGUAUCCAAACUUGGGCCUUUACUUUCCUCCCUACGACUUCUUUAGGGUUCAUUGCUGA
Molecule: messenger RNA, 456 nt
Organism: Candidula unifasciata
Lineage: Eukaryota; Metazoa; Mollusca; Gastropoda; Stylommatophora; Geomitridae
Source: the annotation of a GenBank genome assembly